CCUCCAACAUGGAAUCUUUCUGAGGAAUUGGGGGCUACAUCAGCAUCAUGCCUUCUCCCUCAUGCUGGUGCUGUAAUCAUUUCACAAGAAGAAGAGGAUUCUCUUCAAGAAAUGAGUACAAGUUUUGGAGAAUGGCGAUUAGACGACCCAAAGGAUGACCCUAAGGACGACAGCUACAAGCCACCAAGUGACACCUCCCCAUCAGACUCAGGCUCGGCCUCUACAUCCAGCCAUGGCUCAAUAAAUGGAUGGUCAGAGAGAAAGUGGAUAGUCGAUGAAUCGAGCAUAAUGCAAAUGUUUCAAACUUGCUGCCUUUGUGGAAUGCCCGUGGCAGAGAGGAAAUCAACCAAACACGGUAGCCAAUUAAAAAUCCACUGGACCUGCCUGCAAGGACACAAUGGUUUAUGGCAAUCAUGCCCAGACCAGAGGAAGAUGGGCAGAAAUAAUUUACUCACCUCUGCCGCCAUAUUAUUCACCGGAGCCACUUAUGCCGAUAUAAGAGACUGGGCAUUUCUUCUAAAACUCCAAAUCCCUGGCAAAACGCAGUUCUACUCUGUACAAUCGAAGUAUCUCAUCCCAGUCAUAAACCAUGCAUACAAAAAUCAGCAGGACCAGGUAAUUGAACGCCUGAAACAACUCGCUGACACAGAAGAAAAAAUUGCCUUGGCUGGAGAUGCGCGGUGCGACAGCCCUGGUUUCAGUGCAAAGUAUUCGACUUACUCCUUCAUGGAUGAUGCCACAAAGGAGAUCGUCCACUUUGAAUUAGUUCAGGUUACGGAGGCUUCCAGCUCAGUAGCCAUGGAAGCCAUCGGAUUCAAAAGAGGCCUCGAUCAUCUCCUGACCAUGGGUGUGGAUGUCGGUGUCAUCACUACUGAUAGAGCACCAUCUAUACGCAAAAUAAUGAGGGAGACCUACAACGACAUUCGCCAUGAGUUUGAUGCAUGGCACGUCAACAAGAGUGUCAAGAAGAAGCUAGUCAAUGCAGCAAACAAAAGGAAAACAAAGACCUACUGA
Messenger RNA from Perca fluviatilis (European perch), 1014 nucleotides. RefSeq lists its product as uncharacterized. The record is from RefSeq and is a predicted model, not a curated record. The transcript is spliced from 6 exons. Bases 112 to 1014 code for a protein of 300 amino acids. NCBI's taxonomy places the organism in Eukaryota, Metazoa, Chordata, Actinopteri, Perciformes, Percidae.